GUGCGGCAUCUGGUCAAAUAGACAUCACUUAACUUACAACAUAAGCUAGCUUUGUGCGCCACACCGCUAUUACGACCUCGAUUAAAUAUAACAUGGUGUAAAGGUCUCAUACGGGCACCGACUCUGCCGUAGUGUCCCCUCGGAGAGGUCACACGGUCGGGCGUUGCUACGCUGCGGUGUUAGCAUUGUUGUUGCCGGGGAGGCGGAGUGCAGCCUGUUGGGACGGACGGUGGCAGACAGAGGACGCAGCCGUCACAUGCUGGAUGAACGCUGCCUUGAAGGUGAACUGCGUGAUGAGGAAUUGAACAGAGGAGCAUAUGUCGUCAAACGGGAGUAGUUUUUGAUUAAUAUCAACGAAACAGUUGUUGGUGUUAUUACAGUAGAAGCGUUUUAAGUUGUGGACCGUUGGGACUGGAGCACGUUCGGCCGUUUGAACAACGUUACCGGGGAGACGGUAGUUAAGCAAAGAGAGAGCGACGAGGGUGACGAGGGUCCGCUCUAAAUAAGUGCGGUCAAUCACUUUUAAAGAGUUAAAGCGUCCGCAGGAGGAUUUAAAAAAAAACAAAAAACCAAGAGGGCAAUUUAUUAUCCCGGAGACGAGGAGGACAUCACAAGAACGCGAGGAUCAAAGCAGCAUGGUCACCACAAAGGGAGCAGGUCUGAACCCCAACGCUAAAGUGUGGCAGGAGAUACCUGCCCACCAAAACGAUCUCCCAGAGGGGACGGAGGACUCUCCCUGGCUGCUGACCUACCCUCCCCCCGCUGAGAUGACCGACGGUAACUUAAACUUAGACAAUCCCUCUACAGGGGGAAAGGGAUACGACACUGAAUAUCCUGACGGCACAGCUGACUAUGCCCCUGUACUGACAGAGGGCAUUGUGAAUGGCAUUGACAACCCUGACCUGAGCUAUUUAGUCUUUGAACCACAAUGCGAGUCCGCCACAGAUGGUGAUGUUCCUGAGGAGAAACCGAUCUCUGAAGAGAGCCUCAGAGAGUCUUUGAAGAAACAGCUUGAGUUCUGCUUUUCUAGGGAGAACCUUUCUAAGGACAUGUACCUGAUAUCCCAGAUGGACAGUGAUCAGUUUGUUCCCAUCUGGACCAUUGCUUGCAUGGAGGACAUCAAAGCCCUUACCACUGACAUGGACCUCAUUCUGGAUGUACUGCGAGCUUCUCCCAUGGUGCAAGUUGAUGAAACUGGAGAGAAGGUUCGGCCAAACCACAGUCGCUGCAUCAUUAUUCUGAGAGAGGUGCCAGAGACGACACCAGUUGAGGAAGUGGAGGCUCUUUUUAAGAGUGAAAAUUGUCCGAAGGUGUUAAGUGCUGAGUUUGCACACAACAGCAACUGGUACAUAACGUUCCAGUCAGAUAUGGAUGCACAACAGGCUUACAGAUACCUAAGAGAGGAAGUGAAAAUGUUCCAGGGAAAACCAAUCAUGGCCCGCAUUAAGGCCAUUAACACGUGCUUUGGUAAGAAUGGCUUCUGCAGCGUGGACUCAAGCGUGUACAGUCAGCAUGCCCAACCACAGGCUCAGUAUGGCUCCCCCGUCUACAUGCAGCAGGUGUACAGCCCUCAGCAGCAGUACCCUGUAUACCCUGUGGUGUCUCCCUCUUGGAAUCCUUCAGCCAUGCCUUACUUUGAAACCCCACUGGCACCUUUUCCGAAUGGUGGAUUCAUGAAUAGUUACAGCAGUCCUGGGAACUACAAAGGAAAUCGACACAUGAGCAGGAACCGAAACCAUGUUAAGGGUCACCCUUGCCCAGGAGACGUUCCCCCACCUUCUUCUUUGGCUCCGGUGCCCCUGAUGGAUGGCCUGUCUGCUCCCUUGAGUCCACAGCCCCUCCAGACACCAGGGACUCCGACUGGCACCACUCCGGUCUCUCUGCCCUUCUUCAGCCUUAAAGACACUUCAAACAGCGGAUAUCUGAGCGGGGCUGGACGUGGCAGGAGAGGUAUCCACAGAGGCAUGAGGAGGAAAAGAGAAGAUGAACAUAACACGAGGUCUGUCCCUGUGAUGGAGGCCAAGGUACCACCUCCACCAAAGUUUGACUUGGCAGCUUCCAAUUUUCCUCCUUUGCCGGGAUCUGUUGUCAGUGUACAGGGUGAAAAUAUGCCAGAGAUGCGCCUUUCUGAUAUUGUACGUGGCCUAAAAGUGACUAACAAGUCUGUGAGCCAAGAGGUCAAUGAGACCCACCAAGAAAACAUCUCAGAAGAUACUGUAAGCAAACCGGCUCCUGUGACCCCGGUUUCGAAACCGGCUCCUGUGACCCCGGUUUCGAAAACUGCUCCUGUGACCCCUGCUCCUGUGACACCGCACACAGUUGCACUACCAGUCUUAAGUACUUCUCCUUCAGUGAUGGAAGAGGUUAAAGCUGAACCUCCGAUUCCAAAGGGAACAAUCUCCUCGCCCACACAAGCUGCCUCCCCAACAGCCUCUGAACAGGCCGCCUCCUCCUGCAGCGAGUCUGUUCCUACAGAAGCACCUUCCCCAUCUCCCCCAACUCCCACAUCAGACCUGGGGUCGAGAAAACUCAGCUAUGCAGAAGUGUGCCAGAGGCUGGCCAAGGACCCACCCCCAGGACAGACGCCCACACCCUCCCCCCCUGCCUCCGCACCCAGCCAACCCCUGCAAGAGCUUAAGGUCAACAGGGUUGAGGAACCUCGGACAAACUCCAAGCGCACUACAGACAAGCCAGAGAAAUCUGGACCGAGCCGCCCUCCUCGUCAGCCAUUACGUUCCUUUAGAGGGACGAAUGGCCAAGUUAAAUUUGGAAGCGCAGGGCUGAAGAUUCGGGAGCAUCAGAGAGGCCUGAAUACUGGAAAACAGUUUUCCCCACAGCGGGGUGCCAGACGCAGUGGCAAAGAACAGAACAUUCCCCCAAAGUCAUCAAAAUAACUUGAGAAAAAGAAACUUAUAAUACAUGAACUAAAACAGAAAUGAUAACAAUAUGUGUAAAUAUGUAAAUAGACAGAUGAAUAUAUUUCAUUUGACAGACUUUGUCACAUAACUUCUUAACUUUGAUGCCGAAAUUAACCUAAACUGCUGAAAUUACUUGGAAACACUGUAAGGAGAUUUCCCUUUUCAGAUAGUUCAUAUAGUCUGCUGACAGAAUUGCAGACUUUAGGGGUGAUAAAACAUAUUUAAAGUGAUAUAACCAUGGCAUUAUCAAAACAUGCUUCCAUAAACGGGCUAAAUCUGUAGCGCGUGUGUGUAUAUAUGUGUUUGAGAUUGUGAGAGGCAGAAAGAGGGAUCUUGUUACUUUUAGAUAUAAGGUAGCCCAACACUUACCAUGUGUUGUUAACCAAAAUGACACUGUGGCACACUUGAUUUCUGUCAGAGUUGUUAUUGUUGCCAUGUGAUUCUUGAGCUUUUUUUUUUUUUUUUUUAAAUCAAAUUUGUUUUACUUUGAAAUCAAGGAUAUAUAAUUAUUUAUGAAAUGAACGAUAUUGAAUCAGUGGCAGUGGUGUGUGUGUGAUUAACAGAAGGUUUGAACUUUGAUGUGUAGCAGUGUCAGAAGAAAAUUUAAUUAUUGUGGAUUCUACAAAUGAUGCUAGUGAAUACUAAGUUACACAUUAAGAACAUUGCAUUAUAUAAUGAUUAUAAUCUUUCAGUGUGUUGGUAGUAGUCUUUGUAAUGCAGAUAUUAGAUAAAUACUGACAUACUAACAUUUUUAAAAAGCCCUGUAGUGUUACAGGAGUAGAUGUGUUCCAGUUUCCAGUUUCAGUCCUGGCUUUUGGUCUCACAGAACGUACACAUUUUUUAAACUGGGACUAGUUUAAAAGAUCACCCACUAAUCAUGUAAGGUGUGGAGAGUUCUGUAUUUUCAAUUUCUGGAAACUUUUUAGAGUUGGAUCAUAGAUCUUAGAAGAUGCAGCUGUCCAUUGGUGACUAGCAUCUGCAUGUGAAUUGCUAAAUAUACUGGAUCAUCUGAGGGACCUCAGAAAUUUGUCGCCUCUUCUUUUUGAAAGUAGCUAUUUGAUGGUUGAUGCCAUGCCUACUGUCUCUGCUUGAUUUGAUGACAUUGAUUGCCUGCAUCAUCUUCUUUUGAUUGGUUACAUAAGGACAGAUGUAGUCCUUUUGCCGUAAGACCACUUUUGGGCUUGAUUUUGUAAAUGUCCAGUAGCUUUCUUUAUGUAUAUAAAGAUUUAUUUUUGAUCUGGGUUGUUAACACACUUGUGUUCCUGCUAUAUUUCAUUUUAUAUUAAUUUGUAAUGUUUUUCUUUUCACGAUAUUCACUGAUUCUGUAGUAUUUGUGUUUAGAUCAGAGAAAAUAUGAUUAUAUGACAGCCAGUUAACGGCGAGCAGAACACGCUUGUAUCUGUUGUGGGAUGAAUUAAAUGCACUAUCAAGGAUUUGAGUCAUUACAGAAUUAAGUAAUGGGUGUUGGAACAGAAAUGACUAACAUGCUUUAAUGCGUUUUGUUUUUUGUGUUCUCAUGUCAUCUGAAUAGUCUGUGGUGUUGCAAAUGGAAAUGAACAACAGAUGGGUGAAGACAAAGAAUUGCAGAGUUUCAGGAUUAGGAGGAUAAAACAUUUCACCAUGGAUAAGUGUUGAGUCCUGACGGCAUUGUACAAAAUGUUGUGUUUUGUAACCAGUAGUGCAGUUGUCUCCUGUGUAUACAUGUCUGUGUUUGAUAGUGUAAACUUGUGUGCGAGAGAGAAAGAGAUUGCUUCAGACUUCAUGGAACUAUUAUCUCAAACCAAACCCUCCAGUGCCUUAACAGUGUCUCAUUUCAGUAUAAAGAGUGCAACUAUUUUGAGCACAUCAGUUUGUCACACUGGACAAGGCUGGUUCGUUGGUUGUCAAAACCCAACAUUAUCAGUUUGACUCCCAGAGACACUAGAUCCUGUUGAAUGUAAAUCUCAGUUUAUUAUAGGUGCAGCUGUAAGGCUGGGGCUGGUAGGAAUGGAGCUUGAUGUGUAUAUGUGUGUGUGUGCAUGCUUGUUUGUCCAUUAUGCGUGAUGCAGUUUUAUUUUGUUAGCUUGUUAAUCUAAUUUCUGUCUAAAAAUCUGAAUCCUGUUUAUAACUUUAACAAUGAAACAUGGGAUUGCAAUUUUCAGCCAAGUACACACUGGUUUAUUAAGUCAAUAUUUUAUUGCUGUAUGAAAAUAAAGAUUUAUUUUUAAACAGU
Molecule: messenger RNA, 5130 nt
Organism: Morone saxatilis (striped sea-bass)
Lineage: Eukaryota; Metazoa; Chordata; Actinopteri; Moronidae
Gene: larp4ab
Product: La ribonucleoprotein 4Ab
Exons: 16
Coding region: 636-2894 (752 amino acids)
Biological process (GO): positive regulation of translation
Cellular component (GO): cytosol; cytoplasmic stress granule
Molecular function (GO): mRNA 3'-UTR binding
Source: RefSeq, a predicted model, not a curated record